AGGAUACAAUUCCCCUUAGUUAUUACAUAUUCUAUUACAAUACAUAAAGUACAAAACUCUACCCUCGAUAUGGCUAUACUAAAUAUUUCAAAGAGGGACUUUCAAACUGGGCUUACAUAUAUAGCAUACAAUAGAGUCAAGACUUUACAAAGCCUUAUAUUUAACAGUCCCUUCGAUUUAAACAUUUUAUAG
This is a messenger RNA of Neurospora hispaniola, 192 nucleotides long. RefSeq lists its product as uncharacterized. The transcript has a single exon. The record is from RefSeq and is a predicted model, not a curated record. Lineage: Eukaryota; Fungi; Ascomycota; Sordariomycetes; Sordariales; Sordariaceae. The annotation marks the transcript as partial.